Molecule: messenger RNA, 1782 nt
Organism: Scatophagus argus
Lineage: Eukaryota; Metazoa; Chordata; Actinopteri; Scatophagidae
Exons: 3
Coding region: 260-958 (232 amino acids)
Source: RefSeq, a predicted model, not a curated record
CUGUUUUAUUAAAUUUUUUUUUUCUUCCAGGCGAAAAUGGCUGCCCGUCUUAUCUAAACCCCUGUGCUAAAGGAUUGAAUAGGCAUGAAAUAAAGCGUAGAAGUCACUGGCCCGCUUCGAAACAAUGUUCAUGGACGCCAGAGCAUAGUUUGUGCAGCGCCAUCACAAAGAUGUGGCUGCCAGAGAAGGAAAAUGCGAUUCGACAUUAACCCUUUCCAGCCAAACAUCCACCAACAAACAAGGUUUACCUCGCUUUGUCAUGACUUCACUUAUGUUUUGUGCUACAACGCCAGAAGGCCUGUUUGCUCCACCAAAAAAAAUGAUGCAUCAAGUGACCAGCAGCAACAGUGAUUAUUGUAUGGGUGGACUGGCAGAGAACAGUAAUCCAGCCAGCCACUUUGAUCUAUGUAGCACACAAUCCAGCAAAUUCUACCCCUCUGCGACAACCCCUGGUUUGCAGCUGUCCCUUACAGGCCUAUCUCCUUUGCCUCAAGGCAUUCACAAAGCCAUGGCAUGUCAAAUGCAAGACACCCACAACGAUUUCCAGCCUCAGACGGUGAGAAUCAGUCGCAGUGAGGCUUCAGGGCCCGAUGGCUCAAAGAAGAAGAAGGGCAUGGUUAAGUCUGGGCGUAGAGGGAGGCCAUCGGGUACCACAAAGUCAGCCGGUUACCGUACAAGUACAGGACGUCCGCUUGGAACAACUAGAGCCGCUGGGUUCAAAACCAGCCCUGGGAGGCCCCUUGGCACCACCAAAGCGGCAGGAUAUAAGGUCAGCCCCGGCAGGCCUCCCGGCAGCAUCAAGAGUCUGGCUCGGCUCAAGAAGCUUGACUUUAGCAACUGCAGUGUUCACAAGAAGCUGGACUUCACUAGCUGUGAUGUUCCACCUUUUUCAUACACUAUGAUGGAGAAAAGACCCCUCUGUGAGACCAGCGGCAAAGUGGAUGAAUCCAGCGAAUAGUCCUGCAGCUUUUUCUCUAGUGCUUUAAGAACAUUUGAGUGCACAAGUACGAGGAUGCUUAGGAAAACAUUUCUCUUUGUUUGUUUUUUUUUUUGGCAUUUAGAAAUGACUGUGAGUUGUCAUUGUACAGUGACAUUGUCUUCGUCCUCCAUAAUAAAUGACUGAAUUAGAAGUAUAUUACUCCAGUUUAGCAGAGAUGCAUGCAUAUGAAUUAAUAACACCAAUAAGUACAGCCAAAAUGUAUCAGUUUGUGGUUCAGACCUCACUGGAGAGUGGGUCUUUUUCCCCUCAAGUAUUUUGUUUCUCUAAAUUGUGACAUGUUCUCGUACUCUACAUUAAUAUUUCUAUGGCUGGGAUCUUCUGACGUUUUCUACAUUUGUAUUUGCAAAAAAAAAAAAAAUACAUUUGAGUACAACCAGCCAAUCAAAUCACCUUUUUCCUAAACAUAAAUAUGUGGAUGUGUAGUUGUCCUUUCUGUGUUGUCCAAUUAAGUGUAUUAUGUUUUGUGAUAUUAUCCUAGCAUCAUGCCUAAAAUGGGAACACGAUGUUACAUUUUAAUUAGCUUGAACUGGUAAAACUCCAUACAUAACAUCCCUUUGAAUAGUAUUUGUUUUGUUUUAUUUUUUCUGCACUUUGUGAGUACAGUUUUUGAUUGUGUAUUGUAACAGACUGUUUUUUAUCCCAAAACUCAUUAGAUAAGCACUUCCAGAUUUACAUGUAUGUGGUUAUGCUGUUUAUUAGGAGGAAAGAUAACUUCAUAAAAAUAUGCUAAUGUGUUGUACAUGAAGCCAAAAUAAAAGGAAACUGUCUUUUCCACAUAACUA